AUUCUUGUCAUUCUUGACCUUCCCUUCAAACGACAAAAAGCCUCAACCUUCGGAAUCUCGAAACCGGUCCUCGAUUGCUGUUGAUAUUGGUCCCUCCCGUUCUUGUCCUGAAGGAAUGGCUGAGCAAGCUAUGGCAUCCACAAUGUUGCCUGCUCGGCCACCACUCCUCGGUGGGAAUAUUCGACAGGUCCCGGAUGACCUCCCGCCCCCGCCCCCGCCGCCAGUGCUGGGCUCGCCGAACGCUGUCCUGCCGAAAAUCAGCUCAGUCUCGAUACCACUGCGUGCCUUUAGCGCAUCGCAGGACAAUAUCCACAUUUCGCUCGAGAGCUUGGUUGUGGCCGACGAGGAUUUGCCGCCGCCUCCACCGCCGCUGUACGGCAGUGCAUCGCUCGUCCAGUAUGCGCUGCUUCGGAGCUCGCAACCAAAUCUAGCCACGCCUCCAGUCAGCUCGAUGCAGACGCCCAUCUUUCCUGCUGCAAUCACAAAACCACCAUCCACAGAGGUGGACUUUUUGCCCCCACCUCCCAUCAUGACAACCCAAAUCAACUUUCAGAGUGUGUGGUCCCUGAAUUCCGCCUUGUCGUCGUCAACGGCGACGUUGGCAGGGAACGUGGCGCCACUCACUCCGCUCGCCACUCCGACCACUCCGCGAUCUCAUGCGCGGCACAACAGCAGCAGUAGCAUUGCGUCCGGAGCAAGCCUCGUGUCUGGCAACGACAGCGGGUACGGUGACCAAUCUGCGGACGAUGAUGCGGUCAGUCACGGCAGCACCCAGGAGCGGAAGCAGACCGAUGGCAGCAGCACGCCAUCGUCUGCCCUGUCUGCCCGCACCACACCUCUUCCAUUCCAGAGCGACAACUCUAGCAGCGCGAACGAAGAUGACGAUGGUGAUGAUGAUAUCAGUCAUCUGUCCUCCGCCGCACGGACUUCUCGCAGUGCGGCCAAAGCCAGCAAAUUUUUCGGUGUCGAUGCUCCGCCACCAGCGGGCAUUGGUGCCAAAGGCACGGUUGUUUCCCACUCGGCGGCGGGCAGCGAAAAGUCCUCUUUGGCCCGUAACCGGCGUCGAUUGAGCAGCGAGCCGCCUCUGCCCAGCGAGGACUUGCAACAAGUCCCUGUCGCAAAGUCAAGCGGCGGCUUUCUAUCUCGGCUGGGACGCUCCAAAAAUCCCCAGCCAGCGGGGCGAACUCGGUCCCACAUUGACACCAUCAGCAGCAGCAGCAACGGCAACAUCAGCAGCGUGGAUCUGUCGGAGCGGGUGAAGGCUUCACAAAGUGUCGACAGUCUCAUCCUCCCAACAGAGGCCUCGCCGCCAUCUACGCGAAGCAGAACAUUGAGUAGUGUGAGCGCGAUCAGCACUGGGAGCGCGGGCAGUGGAUCGGGAGGCAGCACGCCUGUUGCCACAAUCCAGCCUGGCUCGCCUUCCAAGCAAAUAUUCCACCAUCUGCGACAAUCCUCCAGCUCAAAUUCGGUGGACGGCGACAGUACUACUGAGGAAAAUACUGAUGCCGAUGGCGGUGACGACGACUUCCAUGCAUCACGCCAACGACGCAACUCUGCCAAAGUCAGCAAAUUUUUUGGAGAGGAAGUUGCUGACGCCAAUGCGGCUCCUGCCUCUCCUUCGCCAGCCUCACAGGGACGGAGAAUGAGCGCCGCCGCCGCGUUCGACCACAACACCAAGCCGCGGUCACCCACCCGCACCCUUCUCGUGACUUCGCUGAUGCGCGAAAAGAACAUGGCGCUUGAAAACAGUCGGCGGUCUUCUGAGGAGGCCGCGAUGCUCUCUCACUCGAGGAAAUUGAGCAAAUUCUUUGGAGACAUGCCCAUCCCUACCAACGCCGGUGACGAUCUCAGCAGCUCUAGCAGCACUGGAAUGCCCUCUACUCCUUCAACGGCUGCUGGUACAACGCCUCCCUCGCCUUCUACGCCAGGAGGCACCAUCAGCAAAGGCAGACAUGGCAGCGACGAACGCAUUCUUGUCCUCGUGGAACGCGGCGUUGACGAUCUCGAGCUCAAGUUCCGCAAUCCGCAAACGACAGAAGUGCCAAUCGUCGUUUCGGGCACGCUUCAGCGCAUUGUCGUCCGCGUGACGUACGCGUUGUACGCCGACACCCAAUUGGAAUCCACCGUGUUGCUCACGUACAGCAUGUUUACCACCCCGGAUGCCUUGUUGCAAGCGCUCAUCGCCUGCUACCAGUCCCCGUUCAUUCCCCCGGGCCAGCGCUCUCGUACCCCCGAAGAAUUGCACAAGACUGUGCGCCUCAAAGUGCUCAAAACGCUCAUGACAUGGGUGGAUCGUCGAAAGCUCACCGAUGACAAGCAACUGAGUGCCUAUUUCUGCAAUCCCCUCAAUGCUCCCGUUGGCGCUGUUGGCAGUAUCAUGAGCCUGCAGGGGUCACCCAUCGCGCCGUUCGCAGCUUUCGAAACCUCCUCCCAAACGAUUGUCAAGCAGAUUCACGAUUUCCUGGAGGAAGUUGCUCAUUCUGGUGCUCCCGCAGAACUCACGGCAACUGCCAAACGCAUCGAGAAUCUGCUAGAAACCCAAUACUCGUUCUCAUUCAAACCCAAGGCACGUGGCUUUGUGGAAGAACGCACAGCCGGGUCCGCGGCGAUUCCAACAACUCCAGAAGCAGAUUCUGCUUUGCAUCGAACUUUCCAUGUCGGUGGCGCACCAGACGAAGAUGACAAAAAACGCCGCAAGACCAAGAAUGUACUCGCCCGCACAAGAGGCAUCGCUGAGCAACUUACUCUGAUGGAUUUUGAAAACUUUUCAGCAAUCGGAACCGACGAGCUUUUGAACAAAAACUGGAGUAGCAAACCGCAGCAAGCACCGAAUAUCACUCGAAUGAUUGACUGGUUCAACACGGUCAGCAACUGGGUUGUUGAGAGCAUUCUAUUGACGGAUUCGCAUGAUCAGCGUCUGUUGAUCAUGGAAGACUUUGUGCAAAUCGCUGCUCAUCUGAAAUCCCUCAACAAUUACAAUGGUCUUCUCACAAUUAUGUCCGGCUUGGUGAACGCUGCCAUCAUUCGUCUCAAGCGCACCUGGGAGCGCGUUGCAAAGCCAAUUAUGACCGUGUUCGAGGAUCUGAAGCGCUUCAUUGACUCUUCUGGAAACAGCAAAACCAUGCGUGAGGCGCUGUCUGCCGUAUCGCCACCCUGUGUGCCGUAUCUCGGCAUCUAUCUGUCUGAUUUGACAUUUUUGGACGAUGGCAAUCCAACCUUUGUCAAGAAUGAGGCUGGAGACAAGCUGAUCAAUGUCGCCAAGUUCUCGCACAUUUCGAAAAUUCUCCUCAACGUUCAGCACUUCCAGCAAAAUGGGUAUUCUCUCGCUCGGAACUCUGGAACAACGGAUUUGUUGAAGAGCAUCAACCCCACAAUGUCUGUGGAUCAGUGCUACAAGCAAUCGCUCAAGAUUGAACCUCGUGCUAGCACGACUCUCAAGCCGCAACAGCUCGCGGCCAGCUCGAACGAGCAACUCGACUCGGUUUCCGCUUCAGUCACGAUUUCGGUUUCUACACCCUCCGAGGCUGCUGCUCGAGCGAACAGCUCGCCGAUGCCCGCAGACCAAGCUCCUCCGGCUGUUCUCCGCCCUCGUCGCCGCUCAAUGUCCGACUCGUCUGUCGCUGCUGUCGAUAUGGAUGCCAUCGUCGAGGUGGCUGCGUCCGUCGCAAUCAGUGAUCACCAAAAGUCGCGCAGCGUUCGUCCAGUGUCCAUGCUGGUCUCGUCCUCUUCCUCGGCCAGUCUCAUGGGAGGCGACUCCCAAGGCACCAGCGUCCCACCCAAGGGCGGCAGGAUUAAGAAGGUGCUGACCUGGGGCCGCAGCCGUGGCAAAUACAAGCUUGACGAAGCAAUUUCCGAAGCAACUGAAUCGCAUCAUCUGUCAGAAUCAGAGGACGCCACGCGCAAAAAUGCGCCCUCUUCACGAGAUCGGCCCAGCGUUUCGGCGGUUUUUGCGGCCAACCCGGCGGCAAACGUCACGAGCGCUCUCAAUGCGGAUGCAAUGAACACGACAGCCUCGUCCACCACCAUCUCCCCGAACGCACUUGCAAGCCCGCCAGAGCUCGAGGAGCCCCCAAUUUCCCCUGGUCGGCGUCACACUGAGCCUCCUGUCGAGGCCGUUGCACCGGCUGAAGCCGAAUCCCGCAAGCGAACCAUUUCGCGCCAGGAUGGGUUGCGAGCGCAUGUCCCGCGACGUCGUCGCACCGAUGCAGCCGGUAAGAAUUCGCCCUCGAAUACAAGUUUCGAAAGCCAAGAGGACUUGUCCCAAUCUGCGGAAGCUCCGGAGACGGUGACGAACGCAUGGCUCGACGAUAUUCAGCUGGCCAUCCAGCAUUUGACGGCCAAAGUCCAAGGUCUCAAACAGCUCCGACGUUCUGACGUGCAAUCUCAGGAUGCGUUGGAACGGGCUCAAUUGGAACUGAUGCAUCUCAAGCUGCAACUCAAGACCCUUCAAGAGCCCAGCACGCGUGCCCACCUUCUCGAUGCUCUUCGAAAGUACCGAUCUCUGAACGAUGUCAGCGCGCUCAGCGAUCAGGUUGAGGCCAUUCAGGAAACCGUGAGCAUCAUUCGAGCCGGUCUCGGCGCUCCUCUCGCUUUCUUGUCGUCUGCUGACGCCAAGGAGGAGCCCGUCGUCGUUUCUGAGGGUGCGAGCUCCGGCUUGAUGGGCACGAAGGCGCUCACUCAGUCUGCGCCUAUUGCACAAAGCACAUUCUCUUCUGUCUUUGCCUCCUCGUUUGCUUCGUCCUUUACAAAUGCUACCUCUGUGUCGCUACAUAGUGGAGCCUUGAGGCGCACUACUCGCCGCGGCUCGUACUCUAGCGGUCAGGACGCGAUUGCAAUCGCCCUCCAGCAAAAAUCCGGCAAUCCUAGUCAAUCACGGCGACCUUUGUCGACCAUGGCUCUUGUGGAAGACGAUCAUGAUCAACAUGGCUCGAAAGACGAGAGUCUCGCAUGAUGGACUCGACAUGUCCGACACAUUUGCAUUACACACAUCCUGUUCCUGUUGCUUUUUUUCCCUUGAUUCUCCCUCAUUCAUUACACACCGACUUUUGUUUUGUUUGUUUUUUGCUUUGGUUUUGGUUUUUGCUUUUCGUGUGCUGUUUGGCAACAGUACUACGCUUUUAUUAUUUCUGUUGCUCUCAUACCGUCGUUGUUGAGUUUUGCAGAAUGAAUAAAAAACCAACAAAG
Messenger RNA from Capsaspora owczarzaki ATCC 30864, 5184 nucleotides. RefSeq lists its product as hypothetical. Gene Ontology annotation, biological process: Ras protein signal transduction; positive regulation of GTPase activity. Gene Ontology annotation, cellular component: plasma membrane. Gene Ontology annotation, molecular function: guanyl-nucleotide exchange factor activity. Bases 116 to 4951 code for a protein of 1611 amino acids. NCBI's taxonomy places the organism in Eukaryota, Filasterea, Ministeriida, Capsasporidae. The record is from RefSeq and is a predicted model, not a curated record. The transcript has 9 exons.